AAGCAUUACGUCAUUUCUUUUUUCUAAACAAAGACAGCAUUGGGGGUGUAACUUGGCGGAAUGAUGGGGUGAAUCAAGCUUGUUCUAAGCCCGUAACUAUUGGUUUUUUAUUCCUCAGUUUCUUUUGGUUCAGUGUUUUUGGUCUGUAAGUAAUGUCCAUGCUGUGUGAGCGCGAUACCAACCACAAUACGGAGGCAGAUAAUGUGAAUGCGAUUGUUGACGAUUGGCGAAAUGGAGCAAUGCAAGUCUUCGGUGCCACAACACGGUUUGUACGCUACUUGGAAGUUUUUGAGGAAUUUGAUCGUGGAAACAACAAACUGGACAGACAGAAUCUACGACAGGCCCUGAAUCACAUGAAGAUAUUUCCAACCAGAUCCCAAAUUUAUUCCAUGCUGAAAUGUGGGAGUGAGUGCUCGGAGAGAGAUACCGACGAUUUCAUUACUUUUGGGGAGUUCUGCGUCUUUGCCUCAGACCUAGAGGAACAUUAUGAAAAAUCCAGUGCCUUAAAUCAUUCCUGUGAGAUUCCUAAUGCAGCUGAUCCGCGAUUUCACCACAGCACAACUCAGCGACCGCGAUCUUCAUCGUCCAUACCCAAAUUCAAAGUGUUCCUAGGCGGUUCGUGCAACCCAACAACAUGGAGGAAAGACAUAGCUAUCCCAAUGUUGGAAGAGUACAACCUAUCCUACUACAACCCACAGGUUGAGAGUUGGAGCCAUGAGCUGAUAGCUAUUGAGGACGAUGCCAAGGAAAGAGCUGAGCUGCUCCUGUUUGUCAUCGACAGCUCAACGCGCAGUGUAGCAUCGCUAGUCGAAGCAGCAUAUCUAUCAGGUGGAGGGAGACCGUUGGUGCUUGUCAUGAAGGGAUUGCCCACAGAAGUAGACAAUGAGAGAAUCUCAGAAAAUGAGUUGAAGGAUCUCAAGCACAGCCAUGCCUUUCUGUGCGAUAUGGUGGAGAGACAGUGGUGUCCCAUCUUUGAGGAUCUGAAAAUCGCCUUACACUGUGCGGCCAAGGUUCUGCACCAGGGACUGCACAUGAGUCAACUUACAUCAGAAGACAGAGCACAACCUGUGAAACAUCCCACCUUGAAAGUUGGAGACAAACUAAGGCAAAUCAGAGAGGUCUUCGAUGAGUUUGAUCGAGAUAGUCGCAGCAGAAUAUCACUGUCUAAUGCAUUCCUUGCCAUCCGGGCUGUUACCGGUAAAGAUCUAGCCUUCCCAGCGUACGACCAAAUAGUAGCCAGCUGUGCCGAGUCAGGGGACAAGACCGACUUGGAUUUUAAUGAGUUUUGUUGCCUGGUUACCGAGUAUAAACACUACGAACCACCGCCCACCAGUAAGGGAGCUUUCUCCCGACUUGUGUCUUCCAUAUAUCGUUGGCUGAGCACGUUCACGAUACAGUCCGUUCCUAGAGAAGUCGUCCAACUCAAGACGGAUGUCUUCCUUGGUGGCACCUGCCUGGACACAACAUGGAGAGAGGAGAUAGCCAUCCCUUGUCUCGAGAGGCACGGCCUGUCCUACUUCAACCCUAAGGUAGCAGACUGGAGCAUGUCCAACAUCGCCCUGGAGGCCAUCGCUAAGGAUACAUCGCUGUACCUUCUAUUUGUCAUCAGUGCUACGUCCCGCGGCAUUGCAUCCAUGAUUGAGGUUGCCCACUAUGUUGGUCAAGGGAGGAAGGUUGUCUUAUGCAUACAGCACAUGAAGCAUGGACUUUGUGUCUAUGGUGAAAAGCUGACGGAAAGAGCUAUCACAGAUUACAACCGGGCCCGUAGCUACCUCGCUGAUCUGACAGAGCGUCGGGGGCUGGCACUCUAUGACGACAUCCAGGAAACGAUUGAUGCACUGGUGCAGAAACUCCAAAUGGAACACACCAGACAGACAUGAACUACGCGUCGUAAGUGGCCUUGAAAUCAGUAUUGAUUUGCGUACAUGCGAUCCCUCUCACAGUUUGAAGGAAUGAUUAGGAUUUUUUACUGUAGGCAGGUGGGCAUGGGGGGGGGGGGGGUUGACUUUAGUAUUUCCUUACUAAAAAAAAUAUGAAAUUCUGAUUCCAGAAUUUUCCGUUUAUUUUCUGUCUGAUUCCAUCCAGCCAGAUUUUUGUAAUAAAGAGUAAGUUUUUAGUUUAAAAAUCAGGGCCCAAUUUCAAAGCGCUGCUUAACAGCCGAUUUUGUGCUAACAGAGCCUCCGUCUUUUUCAUAGGACUGUAAGCAGUAAGCACAGCAAAAGCACGCUCAACCCCGGAGCAAGAACUUGCUUAAAUCAGUGGCAUAAUAGAAAUCUCCAUGCACGCGCAACCGUUAACACAUCCACGCCAUGAAAUAAUACUUAGGCUCAGCAUGAGUUUCUGCUAUAGUAUGCACAGUUUUCUGCUAACUGUUAAGCAGCGCCAUUAAAGUGGGCUCAGUUGUGAGAAUAUCCUCAAGAAUUACUUGUGCAUGCAGCACAAAUUUGUGUAAGUUCUUGUAAUACCCAAUUGAAAUAGUAAAAUGACCCAUGUGCCUAUCGGAAUCACUUGAUGAUAACCACUCAUACCUCCCAAAUCUAGCCUUUCAUUAAUCAUUCAAUGAAACACAAAGGGAAAUUGACUCGGUGCAUUAUAACAAUUUGUAAAAGUUGAACAAAGAAAUUGACUGGAGCUGGGCUUGAACCCACGGGGCUUGAAUCUACGGGGGUAGUGCACAUGCACAAACAUUGCCCUAGUUGCAUGUACAUGAAAAGAUGACAGCACAUACAUCAACAUUUUGU
Messenger RNA from Patiria miniata (bat star), 2741 nucleotides. RefSeq lists its product as uncharacterized. Bases 153 to 1880 code for a protein of 575 amino acids. The record is from RefSeq and is a predicted model, not a curated record. NCBI's taxonomy places the organism in Eukaryota, Metazoa, Echinodermata, Asteroidea, Valvatida, Asterinidae. The transcript has 14 exons. Gene Ontology annotation, cellular component: plasma membrane.